AUUUGGUUCCUCUUUCUCUUUCUCAUUUUCAUGGACUCAGAAACUUCUCAUGGGUCAGUUGCACUUAUCGUCGGCGUUACCGGCAUGGUGGGCCUCAGCUUAGCCGAAGCCCUUAAGAAGCCCAGGGCCCUUGGAGGUCCUUGGAAGGUUUACGGCGCCGCUCGCCGCCCCAAGCCCACCUGGUUCCCCACCUCCAACGUCGACGAUUACAUAGCCUUCGACGCCGUUAAUCCCGAUGACACUCGUGCCAAGUUGUCUCCGAUCUCCCACGAAGUCACGCACGUCUUCUGGGUGGCGAUCCAAGUCCGCGAAACGGAGGAACUGAAUGUCACCGUCAACGCCGCCAUGCUCUCUAAUGUACUUGGCGUCCUCAAAUCGGCGCCGUCUUCACGGCUGCGACACCUCACCCUCCAAACCGGCACACAACACUACAUCGGUCCGCUCCAUGACCCCAACCACUCGGGCCAACUGCCAUGUCCAGAAACUCCGUUUCGUGAGGACUCGGCCCGCCUCCCAUACCCGAACUUCUACUACGCGCUCGAAGACCUCAUAGCUUCCUACUCGCCGUCCCUCUCCUACUCGAUUCACCGGUCUUCCAUCAUCCUCGGCGCGUCUUCAAGGAGCGCGUACAACGCGCUGCUCACACUGGCAGCCUAUGCUGCCAUAUGUAAACACGAAAGCUUGCCGUUUCGGUAUCCCGGCACCCGAUACACGUGGGAGCAUUUCUGCGACAUAUCGGACGCGCGUUUACUGGCGGAGCAGCAGAUAUGGGCAGGGGUUUCGGAGAAGGCAAAGAACCAAGCGUUCAACUGCGUGAACGGCGACGUUUUUACUUGGAAGAGCAUGUGGAAGGUAGUGUGCGAGGUGUUUGAUGUUGAGUUUGUGGAAUUUGAUGAGUCCCAAGAGUUUGAUUUUGUGGGGAUGAUGAGUGGAAAAGGAAAAGUUUGGGAGAGUAUAGUGAAAAAGUAUGGGCUUUACGAGACGAAAUUGGAGGAGAUCACUUGUUUUGCAGCUCUAAAUACGGUUUUGCAUAUGGAAUUUCAGCAUGUGUGUAGCAUGAACAAGAGUCGCAAUUUUGGGUGGUUUGGCCAUGUGGAUACACUGCAGAGUGUUGGAACCUGGGUGGAGAGAUUGAGAGUGAUGAAGAUAAUACCCGCAAAAACAGACUGAAAAGAAAAAAAAAAAAAAAGGAAGUGGUAGAAAGGAGGGGUCUCGGCGGCGACAGGGAAAGUGACAGUGCCGCUGAAUGGCCGGGCAAACAUCCGUACUUUUCGCAUGAAAUUUCAGGGAAAUACUACAUUCGCCGCGAGGAACAUUCGUACAAUGGUAGAUUUCGUUUUGAACAAUUGGAUUGAACGGUGAAUUAACCCAAAACUUUUAUUUGAUAUUUUUUAUUCUUUAAAAAAAGUUAUAAAUUUUUAUGGGAUGAUUUA
Messenger RNA from Vitis riparia (riverbank grape), 1433 nucleotides. Its product is annotated as 3-oxo-Delta(4,5)-steroid 5-beta-reductase-like. The transcript has a single exon. Bases 31 to 1170 code for a protein of 379 amino acids. The record is from RefSeq and is a predicted model, not a curated record. NCBI's taxonomy places the organism in Eukaryota, Viridiplantae, Streptophyta, Magnoliopsida, Vitales, Vitaceae.